UUAAGUGGGAAUAGGACAGCACUAACUGUUGAAAGCUAUAAAGUCAGUCAUCUUCAACCCCAUUCAUUUCAGUUGUCCAGUGUAUGCCAAGAUGACCAUUUUCGUGUCUCUCUUUUCACUGCAGCCCUGGUUCUUUGUCCUCCUAUCAAUGUUUCUCUACAUGUUUCAUGUAAUUUUAUGUUAUUUCCAUCGAGUUUCUAAGUGCUCGGGUCCCCCAACGUUCCCUGUAAUCGGAUGCUUAGUUUCCUUCUACAAGAACCAGCACCGGUUGUUGGAUUGGUACACAGAACUCCUGGCAAAAUCAGCCACAAAAACGAUUGUUGUCAGCCGGUUUGGUGCACGAAGAACCAUUGUGACGGCGAACCCGGCAAACGUUGAGUACAUGCUCAAAACCAACUUUAACAACUUCCCCAAAGGCAAGCCUUUCACUGAUAUUCUUGGGGACUUUCUUGGCUGUGGCAUAUUUAAUGUGGAUGGGGAGCUCUGGAGAACCCAACGCAAGUUAGUCAGCCAUGAGUUCAGUGCAAACUCUUUGAAAGAAUUUGUGCUGCAUACACUUAAGGAUGAAGUUGAAAACCAGUUGUUGCCGGUGUUGGAGGGCGUGGCAGAGAAAUCUCAAGUGGUCGACUUGCAGCAGCUGCUAAAGAGACUUGCUUUCAAUAUGAUUUGUAAAGUUUCAUUGGGCGUAGAUAGAUGUUGCUUAGAUCCUUCUUCGCCUGCUCCACCGCUGGCGAACGCUUUUGACAUGGCAUCGGAGAUAUCCGCCAGGCGUGCAGCUCAGCCUUUGUUUUUGGUUUGGAAGGUUAAGAAGUGGCUUGGAAUCGGAUCUGAGAGAAGACUUAGAGACGCCAUUGAAGUAGUCAGGGAAUUUGUUGAGGAAAUUAUUCACAGUAAGAAGAUGAAACUUCAAAGGAAAGGAGAACUUUGUUGUCAGGAUCUCUUAUCUCGAUUGAUAUUAGGUGGGGAAGACAAGGAAGUGAUAAGAGAUUUGAUGAUAAGCCUUAUUAUGGCGGGUAGAGACACUACAUCAGCAGCAAUGACAUGGCUAUUCUGGUUGAUUUCCUGCAAUCCUGAAAUAGAGCAAGAGCUUAUUAAGGAGACAAAAUUCACCAAAGGGAAAAAAUUAGAUUACGAAUCAUUGAAAGAACUAAAAUUGUUGAAUGCUUGCCUUUGCGAAUCCAUGAGACUCUACCCACCAGUGGCCUGGGACUCAAAACAUGCAGUUAUCAACGAUUUGUUGCCGGACGGAACACCUGUACAGGCAGGAGACAGAGUGACGUAUUUCCCAUAUGGAAUGGGAAGAAUGGAAGCAUUAUGGGGUAAAGAUUGGUUUAAGUUCAAACCAAAGAGAUGGUUCUGCAAAAAGGGAAAACCAAAAAAGGUAUGCCCAUACAAAUUUCCAGUUUUUCAAGCUGGUCCAAGGAUUUGUCUCGGAAAAGAGAUGGCUUUCAUUCAAAUGAAAUAUGUGGUAGCUUCUAUAUUGGAGCAGUUUGAAAUCAUACCAGUCAGCCCCGAUCAACCCAUCUUCAUGCCACUCCUGACGGCACACAUGGCCGGCGGAUUAAAAGUUUUGGUUCGCCGGAGAGAUCAGCAAUCAAGAUAAACAAGUAAUUGGUUUAUUCAAGAGUCAAUGAUAUUAAUUUAAAUUGGAUGGGCUAUGGAACAUUGCACUUUGCCUCCCAUGUAAUAUAGUCGGGAGGAAAAAAUAUUAUGCAUAACAAUCCUAUAUUACAAGUUUAUACAUUGUUUUUAUCAACUUCCUAAUCAUACUGAUUAGACUUUUCAAUCAUGAAUAUUUUAAACAAGGCCUAGAAUCAUAUACCAUGUAAUGAUAAAAAUCUAAACGUAUAUGUGAUUGUCAAGAUAUGAGAUGGGCCAAUAUUUAAAUCAGGUCAGAAAGCACAUGCGUGCUUGGAAUGAUUGUUUCACAUGUCUUUUUUUUUUUUUUAAGAAUAAAAUAAUGAAUCUUCCUAGUCA
Messenger RNA from Mangifera indica (mango), 1977 nucleotides. Its product is annotated as cytochrome P450 94B3-like. Gene Ontology annotation, molecular function: oxidoreductase activity, acting on paired donors, with incorporation or reduction of molecular oxygen; heme binding; monooxygenase activity. The transcript has a single exon. The record is from RefSeq and is a predicted model, not a curated record. NCBI's taxonomy places the organism in Eukaryota, Viridiplantae, Streptophyta, Magnoliopsida, Sapindales, Anacardiaceae. Bases 92 to 1603 code for a protein of 503 amino acids.